This is a messenger RNA of Lingula anatina, 1869 nucleotides long. RefSeq lists its product as uncharacterized. The record is from RefSeq and is a predicted model, not a curated record. Lineage: Eukaryota; Metazoa; Brachiopoda; Lingulata; Lingulida; Lingulidae.
CUUGCGUUCCAGUCAAGUUUUGCCCGUUGUUAACUGUAACCACAAAGUUGGCCGAAAGAAUGCAGUGAAAAAUUAGGUAAACCUUGUGAGCUGUACCAUACUCCCAUUAUGGCUUGCCUAGCAUAAUAAUAAGACGGCUGAAGUGGGAGGUGAUACUGUCACUCAUAAAUAAAUCAGAGGAUCUACAAAUGUCCCCAGUAUUAGGGGGAAACUACUUGACUGAUUCAGUUUGAGGCUCCAACACUAUCCUUAAUGGACAGAAUAUUUUCGUGUCAAUGUUUUACUCUUCGGAGUUACAUUAAGUGAAUAUCGUACAAAAGAUAAAAGACUCUACUUAGAAACUUUUGGAACAUGGAAGAUUCAGUCUAACAAGAAGGUGAUUUGCCACCAGAUGGAGCUGUGUCAGGUUGUGUUGAUCGUGCUGGCUCACCUGACCACCUCGGCCUAUCAGAUUAAAGGAAACAGCACGCACAUCUACUCUGAUGCCCCGUACCCGGUAAAGAGGCCUCGGACCCAACUGUACAUGACGGUAUUUCCAUUCUCGAAAGCCAUAUCCAUACGUUGGGAUUUAACUUCCUAUGACUACAUCACUGAUAUUACUGCAAAGUACAAUGUUACCCCGGGAUCACCGAUCACUAUAUCAAAUAUCACCAGGUUUACCAAAGAGGUGAACAUAACACACCUGCCAGCCAACAGACCUGUGACAGUUUGCUUACAUGUUACGUUCAGCAAUGAAAAACCAGUGCAAAAAUGUAGCACAAAGACAACACUGAGGAAAAUACAGCCCAUUCCUCCUGUAAAUAAUGUUCAAGAGCUCAGCAUUGAAGCCACUAUCACUCUCUCAGUGCUGAUAAUACUUAUUGUGGCUAUAGCAGUAAUAUGCAUCAUAUUUGCCAGGUAUCAGAAAAAGCAAGCUCUGAAAAGACAGCAAGCCCGAGCACUGCGGGUAAGAGCUCGUAUACAAGGCCGAGUGAGUCAAGACCCAAAGAAGGCAGCAAUAGGUAAAAUUCUAGAGCACAAACACCUCCCGCUGGACAGUAAGACUCUUACAGAGGACUGGAGUGUAAGCAGUGAGGUCAAAGUGCAAGACUGGCAACAGAAUCGGAUUAGUUUGGACUUUGAACCUCCGUCUGAUGCCCCUGUGGUCGACACGGAGGACCUGGUCUUCUUCCAAAAUCACACAAAUGGUAAAAUAAAACACGACGACGGCAAGUCGAGCAGUUUGAAUUCACAAAGUAAAGUAGGCAGCAAGGCGUCUGAUGAGAAGCCAUCAACAGAAGAGAAGAGCAGUCUUAAGGAAGCUCAUGAAAGUCCCAGUGCUACGCUCUCCCCUGAAGCAGCAGUUGCUGAGGAUAUAACGCCCAGGUCCUCUGAAGAAAAUGUCCCAGCUGAAACUACGAAAACAACAGAGGAGAAAAAAACAAGUCGUAAGACUACCAGUGGUCCCCCAAGACGCAAAACACUGGAAGAAAAACUACGCUAUGCACGAAAAAUCAAUGCAAAAGCAAAUAGAAUGAACAGCAAGUCAGGUACAGACAGGCGUUCUGGAAAUAAAACAUCGAGUGGCAAGAGAAGGAGUAGUAGGACUUCAGGAGAGAGAUCUCGCUCCAGAAGUUCACACAAACAAGAUGGCGAGUCUGGUGAAAGGCCCAGCAGCCAUUCUACCUCUCAAUCUAAAAGUCAACCAGCAGAAUCACAUAACCCCGUGUCUACAGACUGAUAUCUUGAUGCCAAGAUUAAACAUAAUGCAAAAAAAAUUGUAUAUCAAAAUAUGAACUUUCCCUUACUCAAUUGUACAUAUCUCAAUUUUUUGAGUGAUUUUUAAUUUUUUUAUGAAGUUAGUGCAUAUUAAAUCAUCAAAUAGCAUUU